AUGGAAAUUUUCAAGGAAGUGAAUGAGUCAAAGCAAGGAACUAAAAAGGAUUUGGGACUAACUUCAAAAAACCCAAAAACAUGGAGACAACAUAAUGGAUACAUAUCAGGAAAAGGUACAGCAGGCCUCAGAGAGAAUCUCAAGAUAGUGCAUUCAAAUAAGCAGAAUCCUACAAACAAAGAAAAAGACAAGAAUCUCAACCAAAUAAAAAAAGCAAAUUUACUGACUGAUCCAGUGCUUGCAUUAACUCAACUUCGAUUAUGGGCAAAACUUGAUGAUGCUGAAACUUUAUUUUCUAAAAUUUUUUUAGUUACAGAGCUUCUCUGGUUAUUGUGGGCAUUUGGAGUACAAACAACUAAUAAGAGAAAAAAUGUACUAAUUCCUUUAAUUGUUGACCAUUUAAAAACAAGUGUUUUUCCAUGGAAUAAAAUUAUUUUAAUGUCACUAAUCUUUGCAAUUCUUAAUAAAUAA
Entrophospora sp. SA101 is the source of this 471-nucleotide messenger RNA. The record is from the annotation of a GenBank genome assembly. Lineage: Eukaryota; Fungi; Glomeromycota; Glomeromycetes; Entrophosporales; Entrophosporaceae.